Malania oleifera is the source of this 916-nucleotide messenger RNA. Its product is annotated as cytochrome b-c1 complex subunit 7. Bases 119 to 493 code for a protein of 124 amino acids. The transcript is spliced from 4 exons. Gene Ontology annotation, biological process: mitochondrial electron transport, ubiquinol to cytochrome c. The record is from RefSeq and is a predicted model, not a curated record. NCBI's taxonomy places the organism in Eukaryota, Viridiplantae, Streptophyta, Magnoliopsida, Santalales, Ximeniaceae.
GCCUUACAAGCUUCGCGUUUCUUCCAGAAAAUUACGGAGAAAAGGAGAAGUCGGAGACAAUUAAAAAAAUGAAGACAGAGCAGCCAAAACAGAGAGAGAGAGAGUCGGAGAGAGGGGCAUGGCGUCUUCUUCACUGUGGCAGUGGUUGCUGUCCCCAAAGAAGAACUGGUUCGCCGCUCAGCACAAGAAAACCCUCGCUAGACGCCUCCGCCAGUAUGGCUUACGCUACGAUGAUUUGUAUGAUCCUAUGUACGAUCUGGACAUAAAGGAGGCACUGUCUCGCCUCCCUCGCGAGAUCGUCGACGCGCGCAACCAGCGCCUCAAGCGCGCCAUGGACCUCUCUCUGAAGCACAAAUACCUCCCCGAGGACUUACAGGCCAUGCAAACACCAUUCAGGAGCUAUCUUCAAGAAAUGUUGGCUCUUGUAAAGAGAGAGAGAGAAGAACGAGAAGCCUUGGGAGCUUUGCCCCUCCAUCAACGUACGAUUCCCUGAUCAUGUUCUAUCGUCAUUUGCUGCUAUGGCUGAUCAGAGAUGUUGUAGUUCUGGUAGGAGGGGUGAGUUAAUUUUAGUAUUUGCUUUCUUCGUUUUAAGGGAUAGAUGACGAAGGAAAUACAGCUGUUUUGUAUGUAAGUGCAGAUCUACUGUGUACAUUAGGAUGUUUGGCUGCAUGUACUAGUCAUUUCCCCCUCCAUGGGUCGUUCAUGUGUCGGUCCAAUUUCAUGGGGUCUUUUGAGGGAGCGAAUUGGGUGAAGUUUGAUAUCAAAAACUGUCCGGUUAGAAUGUUUAUAGUUCGUAAGAAAACUAGAACAAGAUUGAGUUAUGAUUUUGGAAAAACUACUAGGUUAGGUUGUAUAUUGAUCACUUUGCAUUGUAGACUCUGAUUUUAAGUAUAUGUGCGAGAUGGUUUUGCUUAAA